AUGGCGCCAAAGAGACAAGUUUCUAUUAGUCAUUUUUUCCCCAGUCAAACCUCCAAGUCGUCUUCUGAAGCACCAGCAAAAAGUUGUAAUAACAUUGUUCCGCCAAAGGUAACGGCUUCUUGUUCAAAUGGUAUUGACAAAUUUCAGUAUUCUAGAAGAAAAAAUUUGGACAGGAGGGAAGAAAAAGUGGCGACUCCAUCUUCAGAGGACACAAGUGUCCCUUCUUUGAGCAUUGCUGAUAAUGAUGAAGAUACGGUUGAGACUCUGAGCUUAAAUGCGAUAGAGAAAUUUCAAUACGAAACUCAUUUGUCCGAUGACUUGUAUCAAACUCGAGUGGAGGAAUCCUUGAAGAAAAGACUGGCAAAUGAGGAAGUUCAACUAAAUCAUAAAUCAAAAAAGGCUCGUGCUACUAAACUUACCCCGUUGGAAGGUCAAAUAGUUGAACUCACCGAGAAGCAUCCUGAUAAAGUCCUCUUGAUUCAAAUUGGAUACAAGUAUAAAGCAUUUGGCGAAAAUGCAAAACACGUUUCAAAAUGUCUCAAUAUAAUGUAUAUAUCAGCAUCUGAUCCAAGGUUUUCAUAUUGUUCUUUCCCAGAGAAUAGACUACAUAUCAACCUUCAACGAAUUUUGAAUUCGGGAGUUAAGGUAGGAAUAGUCAAGCAAAUGGAAUCUGCAAUUAUCAAAGAAAUCGAUAAAGUUGGCAAGAGUGGCGAUCUAAUUAAAAGAGAAGUUACAGGUGUUUAUACCAAGGGUACAUAUAUGAGCGAUGAAUUCAUUGGAAGUAAUUUGAUUCCAAAUUCCGAUGAGCACGAAAACCCCAACUAUAUUGUUUGCAUUAAUGAAACUUCUCAAGGGGAUUUUGCCGUUGUUGCUGCUCAACCAUUAACCGGUGAGAUUAUCUAUGAUGUAUUUGGUGAUAAUGUAGGCCGCGAGGAAUUGGAGACGCGAUUACUAUAUCUUCGGCCAAGCGAAGUAAUUGUUAUAAACAAGGAGGCUGAGAUUUGUGCCAGUACAUUGAAAUGUCUAAAAUUGAUAAAUCAAGAGUUGAAGAUUGAGCAUAAAACUGUUGAGCCUAGCGUAUUGAACUCUUACUUGAACCCAAGUAUAGUGGAGUUUUACAGGUCAAAUUUCCCCUUAUCUAUUCAAGAAUGCAUUUCAGAACUUCUCAAGUAUUUAGCAGAAUUCAAAUUGAGCAACAUUUUCACAAUACCUCAAAAUUUAAGCACAUUCAAGGAUUCUAGAAAGUACAUGAUUCUUCCUGCCAACACUUUAAACGCAUUAGAAAUAUUCACAAACUCCACCAAUCCCAAGUCUCCGAAAGGUACGCUUGUUUGGUUGCUAAAUCACACACGGACAAGAUUUGGGGAUAGACUUUUGCACAAGUGGCUAUCAAGACCAUUGAUUGAACGCGAUAGGAUUGAAGAAAGGUACCAAGCGGUGGAGGAUUUGAGUAAUCAGUUUAAUCAUGUUGUUGACUCCUUGAUCAAACAGUUGACUAAAAUCGGUAAAAACUUGGAUUUGGAAGAGCUUUUGAUCAAGAUUCACUAUUCUGCUACCACGCAGUCUACUAGGAUCAAUAGAAGUCAAAUCUUUUUGAUGUUGCAAAGCUUUAAUGAUAUAUUAAAGUUGGUUAAGCUGUUUGAAAAAACAAUUAUGGGGUCAUUAAACUUGAAAUCUCCCUUACUAACUACCAUGUUGAAGGAUUUGCUAGAACUGUCAAAGACUGACAUUGUAUAUAACUUCACAAACAUGAUCAACCCAGCAUACUUGCUUAAUGAACUGAGGGACCCUUUUGAGCAGAAAACAAAGUUUUUCAACUUGAACUAUGGCUUCGAUGAUAUUAAACACGAGUUUGAGGAGAUUAGAAAUGUUGAAAAAUUAUUGGACGAAGAAUUGUUGAAAAUUAGACGGCUUUUGCAGCGGCCGCAAUUAAAGUACGUGACGAGUAAUAGAGAGCCAUAUUUAAUUGAAGUUCGCAAUGGGAAACAAGUGGGCUCACUUCCGGCGUCGUUUUCCAAAAUCAAUGGGACAUCAACAGUAAGUCGUUUCCGUUCGAAAGAAGUAUCCGACCUAUAUAAAUUAAAACAAUAUCACGAAGAAAUGUUGGUUCAAAAAUGCGAUGAUGCAUUUGUUGAAUUUUUGCAAAAUAUAGAUUCUCAAUAUGGGUUUUUUCAAAAAAUUGUCAAGCAUUUAGCUGUAUUCGAUUGUUUGCUUUCUUUGACUGCAAUAAGUGUGCUAAACACCAAAGUGAAACCAACAUUGACUGAUGAAUUGGGUAUCAAUGUGAAGAAUGCACGUCAUCCAAUUAUUGAGCAAUUGAGGGAUAACUAUGUUGGUAAUGACAUAAAUAUUCAAUAUGAUUCCAAUCGAGCGUUGAUUAUCACAGGUCCAAAUAUGGGAGGAAAAUCAUCGUAUGUGAAAAUGGUUGCGUUGUUUACAGUCAUGACUCAAAUAGGGUGCUAUCUACCAUGUGAAUCUGCAACAAUGGGAAUAUUCGACUCGAUAUUUAUAAGGAUGGGAGCCAGUGAUAAUAUUCUCAAGGGUAAUUCUACAUUUAUGACUGAGAUGUUGGAAUGUGCUAAUAUUAUUCAGCAUUUGACAAAUAGGUCAUUGCUUAUUUUGGAUGAAAUUGGUAGGGGAACAGGAACAACUGACGGAAUAGCAUUGGCAUAUGCAAUUUUGAGAUACUUUAUUGAAUCUGAAAAAAAACCUUUACUAUUAUUUAUCACUCACUAUCCAUCAAUCCAUGUCCUUGAGCACGAUUACCCAGGGGACGUAGUCAACUAUCAUAUGGGAUUUGAAGAGAUUGCCAGUAAAGAUCAAGAUUUCCCCGAAGUCAUAUUUUUGUAUAACUUGUGUCGCGGGGUGGUUAAUAGUCUGUAUGGAUUGAACGUUGCUAAAUUAUCCGGGAUACCUAACGAUGUAAUUUCCGAAGCUUAUAAAGUUAGUGAAGAGUUGAAAAACAAGAUUGAGAUGGAAGAUAAUAUUCAUUUACUAGAGACAUUGAGAAUGGUUUUGCAACAAAAAACAAGUAUGGAAAACAUUUUCAAGUUUCUAGAUUGA
This is a messenger RNA of Lodderomyces oxycetoniae, 3063 nucleotides long. It is a transcript of the gene MSH3, whose product is annotated as mismatch repair protein. NCBI's taxonomy places the organism in Eukaryota, Fungi, Ascomycota, Pichiomycetes, Serinales, Debaryomycetaceae. The coding region runs from base 1 to 3063 and encodes 1020 amino acids. Gene Ontology annotation, cellular component: nucleus. The record is from RefSeq and is a predicted model, not a curated record. Gene Ontology annotation, biological process: mitotic recombination; mismatch repair. The transcript has a single exon. Gene Ontology annotation, molecular function: ATP-dependent DNA damage sensor activity; ATP binding; mismatched DNA binding.